Messenger RNA from Saccoglossus kowalevskii, 1167 nucleotides. Its product is annotated as lysophosphatidic acid phosphatase type 6-like. Gene Ontology annotation, biological process: dephosphorylation. The record is from RefSeq and is a predicted model, not a curated record. Gene Ontology annotation, molecular function: phosphatase activity. NCBI's taxonomy places the organism in Eukaryota, Metazoa, Hemichordata, Enteropneusta, Harrimaniidae.
AUGAUCAGCAAUAAUGUUGGAAGCGAUGAACAGACAUAUGACAGUACUGAUCACCUACAACAAGUACACGCUCAGAUAUUUGUUCGCCAUGGUGCCAGGACUCCAAUCGAAAUAGUACCCAAUGUAGAAUCGGCUACAUGGGACAAAGACGAGUUGUUUUCAGGUGCUGAGAAUACGUAUAUAAAAUAUAAAGUGAAGUCAAUUAAUUGCGGACCGGCGCCAUUUUGGACUGCCGAAGCAAGAUAUAGAGGCCAUGUGUUCAAGGGUGGAUCUUUUCCAGGUCAACUGACAGCUAUUGGAAUGCAACAAAUGUAUCAACUUGGAUUAAAACUAAGAAGGGAAUACAUAGUAGAAAAGCAAUUUUUGUCUAGCAACUACAACUCAUCUGAAAUAUAUAUCCGCUCGACAAAUAUUGCCAGGACCCUUGAAUCAGCGAGAUCCUGUAUUGCAGGGAUGUAUCAAGACUUAAUUCUGAAACCUCCAGAUGAGCCUGUUAUCAUCUACACAGACGAGGACGCAACUGAAAUCCUGUAUCCUGAGACAAGACAAUGCAGUCAUCUACAGGCAUAUAACAAAUGGCUAGCUAAACAUUUAGACAUUAUUCCUGGCCUCACCAAAGAUAGACAGACAAUACAACAUGUAUUGGGACUUGGCAAUGAAGAGGACGUACAUUUUUAUUUCAUUAGAGAUGAUAUAUUUACGAGAAUGUUUCACAAUCUCCCAAUUCCGGAAGUUCUAAAACCAUAUUUGGAUAUUAUUGAAAAACGCACUCUAGAAAUAGCCAGAGUUGCAACAAUGGGAAUCACCUCGGAUGAAAAUAUUGAGACAUUGAAAAUGAAUGUUGGACCACUGGUGGCACUUAUAGUACAGAACCUCAGAGAUGCUGCACUGGAAAAAAGUGCUUAUAAGUUCCAUCUGUAUGCAUGCCAUGAUUCAUCUGUUAUUGCACUUCUAUAUGCGUUUGAUAUAUUCGACAACCAAUGGCCACCGUUUGCUGCAGAUCUGAGAUUUGAAGUCUUAGUAUCAAAAAUGUCAACUAUAGCAACUGACGAGGCAUGUCAUGGAGGACUGUGCCAAGAUCCAUUAUACAAAUAUGAAUAUAAAAGUCAAGUAAAGAUUGCAGAAAGAUCUAGACCACCAUUCACAUCAAAAUGUUCUUUAUUGUAG